GCGGGUCGGGUCCGGGUCCGCCGGUCGGUGGCUGCGGUUGAUGCCCCGCCGCCCCAUGUGUCUGUCGGCGGGGCCGCCGCCGCGCCGGCUCCCACCAUGGCCCGCAAGACGCUCAGCAGGAAGAGGAAAGCGCCCGGGGCCGCGCCCGGGGACGACGCCCCCGCCCCCGACCCCGACAGCGCCGCCGCCGCCGCCGUCAGCGGAGCUCAUCGGUUUGGCCGGGACCACUCGCUUCACAAAAGGAAAAGGCUCCCACCGGUGAAGAGAUCCCUGGUGUACUACCUGAAAGGCCGAGAGGUCAGGAUGCAGAGCGAAUCCGGUUACCACGGAGUGCUGCACGGAUUUGCGGCUCAGCAGCUUCCCAGCCUUCUGAAAGAGAGAGAGUUUCACCUGGGGACUCUUAACAAAGUAUUCGCUUCUCAGUGGCUAAACCAUCGGCAAGUGGUCUGCGGGACGAAGUGCAACACGUUGUUCGUAGUGGACGUCCAAACGGGCCAGAUCACCAAGAUUCCCAUCCUCAAAGACCGUGAGCCUGGGGUAGUGACCCAGCAGGGGUGCGGCAUCCACGCUAUCGAGCUGAAUCCUUCGCGGACACUAUUGGCCACCGGAGGAGACAACCCCAACAGCCUGGCCAUAUACCGACUGCCCACACUGGACCCCGUGUGUGUGGGAGAUGAUGGACACAAGGACUGGAUAUUCUCAAUCGCGUGGAUCAGUGAUACCAUGGCAGUGUCUGGUUCCCGUGAUGGCUCCAUGGGUCUUUGGGAAGUGACGGAGGACGUGUUGAGCAAAAGCGACGCCAGGCACAAUCUUUCCCGGGUGCCGACGUACGCUCAUAUCACCCACCGAGCCCUGAAGGACAUCCCGAAGGAGAACACAAAUCCUGACAACUGUAAGGUCCGGGCCUUGGCCUUCAACCACAAGAAUAAGGAGCUUGGAGCAGUAUCCUUGGAUGGCUACUUCCAUCUCUGGAAAGCCGAGCACACACUAUCAAAGCUUCUUUCCACCAAGCUGCCCUACUGCCGAGAGAACGUGUGCCUGGCUUACGGCCACGAGUGGUCCGUGUACGCGGUGGGGUCCCAGGCCCACGUCUCCUUCCUGGACCCGCGGCAGCCGUCCAACAACAUCAAGUCGGUCUGCUCCCGGGAGCGCGGCAGCGGAAUCCGCUCCGUGAGCUUCUACGAGCACAUCAUCACCGUGGGGACGGGCCAGGGCUCCCUGUUGUUCUACGACAUCCGGUCCCAGCGGUUCCUGGAGGAGAAGUCGUCUGCUUGCUACGGGGCCAAGCCCAGGUUGGCGGGGGAGAUUCUGAAGCUCACCACUGGCAAAGGCUGGCUGAAUCACGACGAAACGUGGAGGAAUUACUUUUCCGACAUCGAUUUCUUCCCUAACGCCGUUUACACCCACUGCUAUGACUCGUCUGGAACGAAACUCUUUGUUGCAGGCGGUCCUCUCCCCUCGGGCCUUCACGGGAAUUAUGCCGGGCUCUGGAGCUAAUGACCCCUCUCUUCCAAAAUGCAGAGAUUUCCAGUAACUUCCACUCUCCGUUUCCUCGUCUCUUCUUUGGAGUUUGCAGUCGUGCGAUGCCAUUGUUUUCUGGUCUGAGCACAAGAGCAUUUUCUUUUGGUUUUUGCUUAGUGUCAGAGGCUUCUUACACCAGUCUAAAAAUGCUUUUUCUUUGAUUUUUUUUUUUUUUUUUUACUAGAAUUUUGCUUUGGUCCCUUUAGCUUCUUAACCAAAGGUGGGGUUUUUUUGUUUUGUUUUUGGGGUUUUUUUAAGCCCUCAUUGUACUGGCUCUUAAGUGACCUGUGCUUUCCCCCCCUUUAUUUGGCUUCUUUGGCUGAUACGGCCACAUUGGCUCCUACUUUCCUGUGAGGUAGGGUUCCUUAAUGAUUACGUGGGCACUCUCAGACUUUCUGUGAAAGUUUAAGAGGUGUGUGUAUGUGUGUGUUUGUGUGCGUGAGUGUGUGCGUGUGCGGGUAACAUUACCUGAAGUGAGGAUUACUUGUAAUUAAAAUAUUUAUAAAAGAAACUACUUUAUCCGCAGAGUCCAACUUUGGGGCUCGUUUUAUCUUAUUUUUUAAAGUACAAGUCUAACGACACUGUAUACAAACAGUAAAAACAGAAAAACCACCGACCUGGAAAUAAAGCAUUGUUAGAUGGCAGGCAUCCUGGGAACACAGGCUUGGCCAAGCCCGCUCCUCCUUUUUCCUGCCCUCUCCACUCCAGGGCCUCAUUCCUCCGGAGCCCCGGGAGUACCAGAAGGGAGAGGCCAGGAUUCCUGGGGCCACCAGAGGGGGAAAAGGCUUUUGCUCCCUCUGUCUUCACGUCCCGCUCCCAAGGCUGACUGGAGACUCGGAGGUUUUCCGAAAGGGGACGGGGGUUUGCUGGGAGAGGCACCGGAGCCCUGGAGUGAGGAGUGGGAGUGACCCUUCCCACAGACCUUUUGAGCUUAUCCCGGGCGUGGGCUGAGAGGCAGCCACCCGCUCCGGAGCCAACUGAGAGAUCCAAGCUUUGUGAAUUCUGCUUUGGUUACGGGGGAAGGCUUCUCUUCUUUCUAGUUUGUCCCCCUCCCCCCGCAUUCGGGUCUCCCUGACUUGUUUCUUUUGGAGUGAGU
Tachyglossus aculeatus (Australian echidna) is the source of this 2617-nucleotide messenger RNA. RefSeq names its product DDB1 and CUL4 associated factor 12 (gene DCAF12). The transcript is spliced from 9 exons. Lineage: Eukaryota; Metazoa; Chordata; Mammalia; Monotremata; Tachyglossidae. Bases 97 to 1497 code for a protein of 466 amino acids. The record is from RefSeq and is a predicted model, not a curated record. Gene Ontology annotation, molecular function: protein binding. Gene Ontology annotation, cellular component: Cul4-RING E3 ubiquitin ligase complex.